This is a messenger RNA of Penicillium vulpinum, 2121 nucleotides long. RefSeq names its product potassium channel family protein. Gene Ontology annotation, cellular component: membrane. Gene Ontology annotation, biological process: potassium ion transmembrane transport; stabilization of membrane potential. Gene Ontology annotation, molecular function: potassium ion leak channel activity. The coding region runs from base 1 to 2121 and encodes 706 amino acids. The record is from RefSeq and is a predicted model, not a curated record. NCBI's taxonomy places the organism in Eukaryota, Fungi, Ascomycota, Eurotiomycetes, Eurotiales, Aspergillaceae. The transcript is spliced from 3 exons.
AUGCAUCAUGGAUCUACGAAACUUAAGACUCCCACAGAGGGCGAGCCUGAUGGGCUAUCCUCAUGGGAAUGGAUCCGGAGCCAAUUUCAUAUGAGACCAGCUGAAGAUGAUGAGCCACAGUCGUGGUGGAUUGCAUCGACGGCCAUCCCGCUGAUUGCUGCUACAACGGGACCACUCGCAAAUAUCAUGUCAGUCACUGCACUGGUUAUGCCAUGGCGAACUAGAGUUCUCUCAAUUCAUAAUGGCCCUGGUGGAAACCCCAUCCAAGAAGGAUAUCCGGACCCUCAUUGGGCCACUAUCCUAAAUGCCAUUUCACUUUUCUGCGGGAUCGUGGGCAAUGUGUUUUUACUAUUCAAUUUUACCCAUGUCAUACGCUAUAUCAUAGCUUUGCCCGUGACGAUUAUUUCGUGGUUCAUGGCUGCGGGAAUCCUCUGCGGAAUUACCACAGCCACAUCUAUCUAUGCUCCUCCAGUGGGCAUCGAUAGGGUCUACUCCCAGGCUUUUUGGAGUGCCGUCAUUGCAGCAGUCCUCUACUUUGUCUUGAGCUUCAACUUGAUGAUCAACAUGCUGGGCUAUUUCCUGGGUAAAUACCCGCAACAUUUCGCUCUGACCGACGAGCAACGAACCUUGAUUCUGCAAAUGACUGCAUUGGUGGUUUGGCUAUUGAUUGGUGCAGCUAUUUUCCAGCGAGUGCUCGGGAUCUCUUUCGCCGAUGCAUUGUACUUCUCCGAUGUCACUGUUCUCACAUUAGGGUACGGCGAUAUAGUUGCCACCGAUGCCGUCGGUCGAGGUCUUAUUUGGCCAUAUUCAGUAAUUGGGAUUAUCAUUCUGGGACUGGUCGUGGAAAGCAUUUUCAAAUUUGCUCGCGAGGUUCACUACGACAAUGUCAUUCGCAAACACAUUGAACAGAAACGGCAAUCCACUUUCGAGCGUUCAAUCAAUUAUAAAGAGCUCCAAUCUUCUCAAGGGAAACGCCUGGCUAAUGGAGAUGUUGUCACCCCUCCGGCUCUCACUCGCCAAAAAUCCAAAGUUCAUCGCCGCCGUCAUCGGCCAAUUCGCAACACCAUCAACACUCUUGCCACGGGCCGCCAAUCCAAGAUCCUUAUCAUGCGUGAAGAAAAGGAUCGGUUUGACGCUAUGCGUCGUAUCCAGUAUGAUACCAUGCGCUUCCGUCGCUGGAGCAAUUUGAUCAUCAGCAUCAUUGCAUUUGGAAUUGUGUGGUCUUGCGGAGCAGUGGUGUUCUGGAAAUUAGAAACAAUGACCUACUUCGAAUCUCUCUGCUUUUGCUUCACCUCCUUGCUUACCAUCGGCUACGGUGAUUUCACACCACAGUCGAAUGCAGGGAGACCCUUUUUUGUGGUAUGGUCUCUAAUCGCCAUCCCAACCAUGACCAUGCUCAUCUCGGAGAUGAGCGACACAGUCGUCGCCAGCUUCAAGCGCGCCACUGAAAUAGUCGCCGAUUACUCCGUGCUUCCUCAAUCCGGUAUCUACAAGUCAGGCUUGAGUCGGAUUCCCGGCGUUGCCCACCUCAUACAGACUCGCCAAGAGAAAAAGCGGCAAAAGCGCGGUUUCCCACUUGAGGGGGCUGAUGAAUCCAGCGGGGAAAGAAGAGAUCCCGAGGAGGCUAGUCGAUCUAGUCCUGAAAACGACGAAUUGGCCGAGUGUCAUCCCCGCCAAUCCCUCGAGGAGCUUGCCCGCGAUCCAACCCGACUUGAGCUUGCUAGGCAACUUGCCUUCGCUAUUCGCCGUGCCACUAAACAGGCACGGGAAGGCAAGCGAAAGCGAUACUCCUAUGAAGAAUGGGUCGAGUUUACCCGACUCAUUCAGUUCACUGAUCCGCGAGCUCGGCCACAGUCAUCAGGGAGGAAUCAGCCGGCAGAUGAGGAUGGCGGGUUUUCUAAUUACGAAGAUGAAUUUGGACUUCUCAAUUGGGACUGGAUUGGUGAGAGUAGUCCCAUGCUGGCAAAACAGACAGAGCCCCAGUGGGUUCUAGAUCGACUGUGUGAGAGUUUGAUUCGGUACGUGUCGACUCAAGAGGAGAGUCGGGGUGCGGGAGCUGAUGCCGAUCUGUCGGAAGAAGCAACUCUGAGGAAGGAGAGGGAUAUAGGGUUGAAUGAAUGA